AUGAGUCCUUGUGCUGUUCCUGUUCUUCUUGUGCCCAAGAAAGAUGGGAGUUGGCGCAUGUGUGUGGACUGCAGAGCCAUCAACAAUAUCACUGUAAAGUAUCGACAUCCUAUCCCUAGACUUGAUGAUAUGCUUGAUGAGUUGCAUGGUUCUAGCAUUUUCUCUAAAAUUGAUUUAAAAAGUGGUUAUCAUCAGAUUAGGAUGAAAGAAGAUAAUGUGGUUUUUCUAGGCUUUGUUGUGAGUGCAGAUGGAGUCAAGGUGGAUGAAGAGAAAGUUGCAGCAUCAGAGAAUGGCCAAGUCCUAAGACAUCAUCAAGAAAGAAGUUGGAUUCAAGUGGGAGAAAGCACAGGAGGAUGCUUUCCAGCUCUCAAGGAUCGCUUGACUAAUGCCCCUGUUCUUAUUUUACCUGACUUCUUGAAAACUUUUGAGAUUGAAUGUGAUGCUUCAGGUAUAGGCAUUGGAGCUGUCUUGAUGCAGGACAAGAAGCCAAUUGCUUUCUUUAGUGAAAAGCUUGGAGGAGCCACUCUCAACUAUCCAACCUAUGACAAAGAACUCUAUGCCUUGGUCCGCGCCUUACAAACUUGGCAACACUAUCUCUGGCCAAAGGAGUUUGUCAUCCACACAGACCAUGAAUCUCUCAAACAUCUCAAGGGCCAACAGAAGCUCAACAAGAGGCAUGCCAGGUGGGUUGAAUUCAUUGAGACAUUCCCAUAUGUCAUCAAGUACAAAAAAGGUAAGGACAAUGUUGUAGCCGACGCAUUGUCCAGGAGGUACACUCUUCUCUCAACUCUUGAUGCUAAACUCUUGGGCUUUGAACAGAUAAAAGACUUGUAUGCUUCUGAUUCUGAUUUUGCUGAGAUUAUAAGUCUUGUUCUAAGUUUGCUUUUGGCCGAUACUACCAACAAGAUGGGUUUCUCUUCUAUGAGAACCGCCUUUGUGUGCCUAAUUGUUCUUUGA
This is a messenger RNA of Microthlaspi erraticum, 957 nucleotides long. The record is from the annotation of a GenBank genome assembly. Lineage: Eukaryota; Viridiplantae; Streptophyta; Magnoliopsida; Brassicales; Brassicaceae.